Molecule: messenger RNA, 1498 nt
Organism: Rhincodon typus (whale shark)
Lineage: Eukaryota; Metazoa; Chordata; Chondrichthyes; Orectolobiformes; Rhincodontidae
Product: putative ubiquitin carboxyl-terminal hydrolase 50
Exons: 7
Coding region: 289-1284 (331 amino acids)
Biological process (GO): Ras protein signal transduction; endosome organization; protein K48-linked deubiquitination
Cellular component (GO): midbody; postsynaptic density; extrinsic component of endosome membrane
Molecular function (GO): cysteine-type deubiquitinase activity
Source: RefSeq, a predicted model, not a curated record
CUUGCCUGUCUGACCAGAAAACUCAACCACUCCUCCUGGAGCUUGCUGUACCUUCACUGAUCAACUUGUCGACUGCCAUCCUUUAAAAACCUUUGCAGAGUGAAUUUGUCCUGAUGGGGACUGGGUGCUAACACAAACCCUUCACUUUGAUUGCACCCUCUUGUUGUUACUUUGUGAUGUCAUUUCAUGCAAUGAUAUCACGGGAGCUGGUGGUUACUGAAGAUUAAUGGGAAGAGAUCGGGUCACAGAGUUCUUACAAUUUUAGCUUUGUAAUGAUGACAUAUCUCUAUGGAGGGUAACAAUAGUAGAGCUCGAUACUACCAUCUUGUUCCUAAAUAUAGCAAUGGCUCCUUGGAAUCCAGUGUGUCUAAUACUGGCAUCGAGAGGCACUCAGGUGGCACAGGGCAGACUGGGCUUGGAAAUUCGGGGAACACCUGCUACAUGAACUGCAUCUUGCAGUGUCUCUGCAACACCACUCCACUGGUGGAGUAUUUCAUAACUGGAGCUUAUGCAGAUGAUCUAAACAGAGGGCGGGGAGAGCUAUCCAAUGCAUUCUCUGCUUUAGUCAUGGACAUGUGGCUUGGAGAUUGUGUUUAUAUCUUUCCUGAUGAAGUGAAGCGAGUCCUUGGCAAACUGCAUGCAUCGUUUUCUGAUGGUACACAACAGGAUGCUCAGGAACUGCUGCUUUUUUUCCUAAAUGUUCUUCACAAUGAUCUUAAGAGAUCUACAGGAAUGAGAAACAUGGAAACGUCAAUUGUUACAAAGCUGUUUCAGGGCCAGCUGAGCUAUGUCAAAUUGUGUCUAAAUUGUUACCACAAAUCUAGCCAAACUGAGAAUUUCCUGAGCCUGUCUCUGCCGAUGCCUCCUGACAACAGAUGCUCCAUUCAGGAUUGCCUUCGAUUAUUCUUUAAAGAAGAAGUUCUCAGCUCCAGGGAUCAACCUUUCUGUUCCUUUUGUGGAAGGAAGCAGGACCAGACAGAAAGUAUCCAACUGCUGAAAGCACCUGAUAUUAUUAUCAUACACCUGAAACGCUUUGAGUCUGAUGAUCAUGGCAAUAGGAAACUGACCAGUACUGUGACCUUUCCACUUGAAGAUCUAGAUCUGUCCCAAUAUACAACAAAUCCAUCAACGCAACAACUGAAGUAUCAUCUUUAUGCUGUUGUGGAAUAUUACCACUUCUACCAAGACAGGAGGCCACAUAAAGUCAAUAAAGACAUCAAUCCAUCUCAGUAUCUUCUCAAACAUUGCCAGAACAAGAUGUCCAUGUCUUACAAACUAUAUUAAAAACUGCAGAUAUCUAAAAGUGAUUACUGUACAUACAAAUUACAAACUGUCAAAACUGCUUUCGUAUGACCAUUUUAACAAAAGUUUAAUUGUUGUUCAGAGGGUGGUUCUGGACCGGAAGGGUAGAGGUCACCCAGAUCCCAAGGACAAAGGGAGAUAAAAGGAUGAAAGCAUGCACUAGGAAUUUGAUGUUGCCAUCAGGGGCUGGGCACCA